AUGGCUCCGCCUGCUCGCCUUAAUCAGCUCCAAAUGGAGCAAGUUAGGAAUAUUGUCGCUGAGGAAUUCAAUAACGCUUUCAAUGAACUAAUCCCGGGCGUGACCAAUGACAUAAUCAACCAGGUCAAAGCUCUUCUGGAUGAGCGCCUCGCAGCUAUUCCCGGGGGAGCGUUAUCGGCUCCGCCCGUUCGGGAUUCGGCAUACUACUUCGAGAAGUUCAGCAAGUGUAGCCAUCCUCUUUGGAACGGUGAAUCCGACCCAGUUGCUGCUAAGCAUUGGGUGUCAGAUGUUGAGGGCGCCUUCAUGACUGUUGGGUGUCCGGACCAGUACAAAGUUGUGAUCGCCAUGAAUCAGCUGCGAAAAAGGGGAAAGACAUGGUGGAACACCAUCACCGCUCUAUUAAACAAGGAAGAAGUGAGGGCCAUGUCUUGGGCCCAAUUUGUGGAGAGGUUCAAGGCACAAUAUGUGCCCAAGGUGGAGCAGCAGGGGGUGCAGCAAGAGUUCAUGUCCUUACAGCAAACUACCGAGUCUGUUAGCGACCUGAACGCCAAGUUCUUGGAGAUGCUAUCUUUUUGUCCCUCAUUUGCUGGGAACGAGGCCUGGUUGGUCAGCCAAUACACUACCAUUCUACGUACCGAGAUUCGGGAAUUCGUUAGCAUGCAGGAGUUCCCGACUUUAUCCGCGAUCAUGGAUGCGGCGAGGAGGAGGGAAAUCGAGUUGCAGACCCAGACCAAGAGGAAGGCCAAUGACACCUCCUCCAAGACAUCCGGAGAUGCCCAGAAAAAGCAAAAGCAGGGUGGGCAUCAUUGGAAGAAUUGUAGGGCUCCCCCUGCGAGUGCAGUUCCUCAGAUUACUUCUGCUGCUCCCGUCUGCUAUCACUGCAACGAGACGGGACACAAGAAGCCCGAAUGCCCGAAGUUGAAGGCUGGUAAAGGAAGCGGGGGUACAAAUCCUGCAAUUGCAUCGUCUUCUAAGGGACCCACUAUGGUGACACGAGGUCGUGCUCACCAGAUGACUGCGGAUGAGCCGGCACUUAUUUGCUAG
This is a messenger RNA of Lactuca sativa (garden lettuce), 1044 nucleotides long. RefSeq lists its product as uncharacterized. Lineage: Eukaryota; Viridiplantae; Streptophyta; Magnoliopsida; Asterales; Asteraceae. Gene Ontology annotation, molecular function: nucleic acid binding; zinc ion binding. The record is from RefSeq and is a predicted model, not a curated record.